Molecule: messenger RNA, 2501 nt
Organism: Thecamonas trahens ATCC 50062
Lineage: Eukaryota; Apusomonadida; Apusomonadidae
Exons: 1
Source: RefSeq, a predicted model, not a curated record
ACCACCCAAAGCCGAGCAGGACGAGAAUGAGACAGGCGAAGAAGGAGAGGUAGAGGACGAGGAGGAGGUGCUGGUGCUGGGUAUGCGGGUGGUUGUCGACGGCGAGCUGAGGGGAACGUUGCGCUUCCGCGGGAAGACGGAGUUUGCGCCUGGCGAGUGGCUGGGCGUGGAGCUGGACGAGGCUCGUGGCCGCAACGACGGAUCGGUUCACGGCGUAAGGUACUUUCACACUCGUCGGAACGUCGACGCUCCGCUUGGUGUCAAUCAUCCCCGUGGUGGCUACCGUGGUAUCUUCCUCCGCCCGGAUCGGGUGGCAAAGGCUCCUCGCCCGCUCACCGCACGCACGCUGGCCCGCCGCGCCCGAUCUGGCGAGUUCUCGCACUCACUCGCCUCGCUUCAGGACUACAAUGACUCGUUGGCCUUUAGCCGUGCAGAGUCGAUGGUCUUUUCAGACGGCGAGCCGCCGGUGGUGAAGGGUCCGGCCUCCGGCGGCGUCCCGCACUCGCGCUUCCGUCGCGAGCAGGCCGCCGACGCUCCACUCCGUGAAGAGGGCGCGCGGCUGGCUGCCAACUCGGCCGAUCCCUUCCAUCCCGACUCGUUCCAUCACGGUCUCUCCAAGGAGGCGCUCUUUGUCCGCAUCGUCGAGCUGGAGGAGACCAUCCAAGCCAUGAAGGACGCGGCCGUCGCCGCAGACUCCCAGCGCAACGCCCUGGUAUGGAAGCUCAUGGCCCACGCUGAUGCUGCCGCAGAUGCCGCAGACAAUUUACCGACCUCACCGGCCUCGGCCGUAGACUCGUUGCAGGGCCAGCGUAGCCAGGCCGAUGAUGCUGAUGACAUGAUGAGGAGUGUGGUCACCGCCCGCGAGCGCCACCUCAUGCGAGUCAUCAUGGCGCUCAAGGAGCAGCUGGCCAGCUCGGCUUCAGAAAUUGAGACCGCCAAGGCUCGCGAGGUCCGUGCCAAGGACAUGGCGGCAGUCAACAAGACGCUCGCCCGCGAUCUCCGCGCCAAGCACACCGCCCUCCUCACGGAGCACGAGGCAGUCGCCCGUAGGACCCGCAAGGCUGCCGCCGGCUCGGACGAGCAGCGUAUCCGCAUGAUCCAGAUGCUCCAGCGCGCGCUAACCCGCACCGAGGCCGAACUCACCGAUGCUCGCACCCAGCUCGACUCCAAGAACGACGAGCUUCAGGUGGCCAAGACCCUCGCCGCAGAAGCCGCCUUCCAGAUCUCGGCUUUGCCCAAGGGCGAAGCCUCCAACGAGCGAAUCAUCGCUCUCCAGGACACCAUCCACACGCUUCAAGUCGAAAAGCAGAACACCCAAGUUGUGCUCACCGAGAAGGAUCUGUGCGUUCGCCGCCUCCGUACCGAGCUCUCGCGCUCCCAGGCACGGGUCAAAACACUCCUCGGCCUUGUCCGCACCCACGUUACUGAUGAGGAGCUCAUUGAGCUCGGCAUCCUCGACCCCAGCUCGUGCCAACUCUGCCUCGAUUGGGACCCGCGUGUUGCCAGCAAUGCCCGCUCACGGCAGUUCGAUCCCGAGGUCGUCAACCUCGCCUCAACUCUCCGUGACCACAGAAGCCAGGUCCGCAGCCAGCGCCGCGCCGCCGCCGCCAUCCUCGACCCGGUCGAGCUCGCUCUCAACCGCAACCGAUCCACACUCCUCACUUCGCACCUCAUGAUGUCGAACGCUGAUCUCGCUGCCACAAGGGACCUUUCCACGCCCGCCAGUGAGCCGCCCGAGCACAACGAGACACUGGCUACUCUCGCGGCGCUUGCCCGGCCCGAGUAUCCGGCCCUUGACCCGACUCUCCUCCCAGCGCUCCGAAACGAGACGCUCUCGGCCAUGGUUCGUGGCAUCGACGCCGCCAAGCACAGCACCGUCACCCAAAAAGCCAACGUCGCCGACGAGGCGUGGCUGGCACCGCCGUAGCUACGCGUGUCUCCUAGUUCAAUGCUGUGCUACGUCUCUUCAAACUCGCCGUGAUCACUCACGUCCAACUCGUCAGUCGCCACCGAGCCGUCCGAGAGGGCAUCGACCGACGACAGAUCCAUGGACGAGAGCGACAUGCCUGUGCCGGCGACCGAUGCUAGCCGCCGCAGCCGCAUGUUCUGCGCCACCACGUCAGCGAGCUGCUGCUCGAGCUGCGCGUUGCGGUUCCGCUCGGCGGUCACCGUCGCCCGCGCGUUGCGGAGCUCCAUCUCCAGAUCUUCGAGCUUGGACGAGUCAACUUGAACACGGCUCGUGUACUCGACACGCAGCGCUUCCAGCUCGGUCGUCCGCUGGCGCAACAGUGCCUUGUGGUGAUGUAGAUCAGCGGUCCGAGCAUCGACCUCGUCCGUAGACACGGACGAGUCGAGCUGAGACCGACCUGCCUCAACGCUCCGUGUUUCUACAGUGGCCAGCGAAGCGCUGUCGUCCGACGCAGACUCGGAUGCGUGACUCGCGGACGCUGCGGACGGCACCAGCCGCUGCGACGGCGUGCGCGAGAGCUCCUGCAGAUGCG